AUGGCGGAUCCAGUGAUCGUUGACGUGGAAGCAAACGACAGAGUUAUAGCCAAGAAAUCGUUGAAAAGGAAGAGAGUUUUACAGGUCGACUCACUGAGUACGGAAGAGAGAGAUGCUCGAAUCAACGGGUUGCGCGAUGAGCUGAAUGGGUUGUUCAAAUACUACAAAGAGGUUUUGGAACAGGAAGUGGGUUCAGAAGGUUUGAGUCAGUGUGGUGGUUCUUCUUCGAUCAAUUCGGUGAUUGCCUAUUUGUUAGAAGAGAGUACUCUUCCACUUUCUAAGUUGGUGGAUGCGAUAUAUGGGAAAUUGAAGGAGAGAGAGGGAAAUGGUGGUGGUAUUGGUGGAAAUGUGAGCUUUACUCUUGCUUCUGUGAAGAGCUAUGUGCUUUUGAUAGGGCAAAGAUCAUUUUACGGAAUGCCCAAUGCAGAUGCUGAUGUGUUGGAGGACGACACUGAGUCAUGCCUUUGGUGUUGGGAGACAAGAGAUAUAAAAUUGAUGCCGAAAUCUAUGCGUGGUAUGCUAAAAAUUCGGAGAAUUUGUCGGAAAAAGAUCCAUGAGAGGAUUACUGCCAUUUCGGCUUCGGAGAAGAUUGCUGCUAAGCUUCGGAGAAGAUUGCUGCUAAGCUUCGGAGAAGAUUGCUUUUACCACUAUGUGCGUCUGGUGAAGACUCGACGUCAAAGAGAGCCUUUGCGUAUGGAGAAGGUGAAGAAUUGCACAAGAAGGAUGUUCUCCGUACCUAUAGACUUACCCGGCACGGCCUAUAAUCGUGCUAUCAAAGGGGGAACAAUGGUUCUCGAAGAGCUUCUAAUGACCAUCAGGGCGAGAAGAAAUGAACUAAUGGAUAGCAAAGAGACAUCAGAUUGUGAUCUGUUGUCUCCAAUGAUGACUGCGCUUCAGAAAUCAGACGGCCUUCAGAAAGGCAGACAAGAGCUGAUGAAAGCAUCAGAAAGAUUUGGAAAAGUGUUAAGUGAGGCAGAUAUUCGUUUGUUAGUCGACAGCAUGGCACAUAAAAAUGGUUCUAACAUAGCGGAGAAGGAAGCAAAACGAGAAGAGAAACUAUUAAUCAAGCAAUUGGAGAGGAACAAACGUGAGGUUGAGAAGGAGAAGAAAAGAAUGGAUCGGGAACUUCAGAAACAAAAAUUGCAUAGCGAAAAAGAGGUAAAGCAGUUACAAGAGGAGGCAGAGAAACAGGAAAGACGCUGUGAGAAAGAAGAAUCUCAAAUGAGGAAACAGAUAAGAAAGCAGCUAGAGGAAGCAGAAAAAGAUCAAAGACGGCGGGAAAAGGAAGAAGCUGAAUUAAAAAAACAACUUGCUUUGCAAAAGCAAGCAUCGCUCAUGGAGCGCUUUCUUCAAAGAAGCAAAAAUGACUUAACUUCCCAGAAUGAUCAGCCUUCAAAGAAAGAAACGAAAUCUGAUUCAUCUCCUAACGGGAUUGAGAAGUUGCCCGAAUCAGUUACUCUUUCAAUGGACUGUGUGCUCUCACUAAAAGAUGAGAUUUACACUGAGAAUAUAUGGAAGUUGCACUUAAGUUCUUGGCACCAAAUGGGUCAUUCUUUGCGUGCAAACAGUAAACAACAUUGGGGCAUUCGUCGGAAGCCUAAGGCAGAAGUAAUCAAGGAAAUUAAGCUCACUACAAAUAGAGGACUGGGUUGUGAUGAUCAGUUCAGCAUUCAGAAGUUUGUUGAUGAUGAGUGGGGUGAAACAAACGUUGAUCCCAUAUGUCAUACAAACAUUGGAAAUUCUCUCCCUGGUGGUCAGAAGCGCAAUAGGAGCAAACAAUUGUUGCAGUUUGACAAAAGUUAUAGACCUGCAUUUUAUGGUAUCUGGCCCAAUAAAACUCAUGUUGUUGGACCACGCCACCCAUUUCUGAAGGAUCCAGACUUGGAUUAUGAAAUUGAUAGUGAUGAAGAAUGGGAAGAGGAGGAACCUGGUGAAAGCCUAUCGGAUUGUGAUAAAGAUAAUGAAGAGGAAAGCUUGGAGGAAGGGUUUUCAAAAGUUGAUGAAGAAGAUGAAAGUGAAGAUGGCUUCUUUGUACCUGAUGGAUAUCUCUCAGAAAAUGAGGGAGUACAAGUGGACAGAAUGGAAUCUGAUUGUUUGGACGAGGAAGCCAGAAGUUCCCCGAGUCGUAAACAGGAGCUGGAGAGUGAGGAGUUCUGCAUAUUGUUUCGACGGCAAAAGUGUCUACACAACUUGACUGAGCAUGCUCUUCGUAAAAAUCAGCCCUUAAUUAUACUGAAUCUAAUGCAUGAAAAGGCCCCACUGCUACUGGUUGAUGAUCUCAGUGGUAGUUUAAAACUUGAACAAACAUGUUUGCAAGCUCUGAGUAUGCUUGCUUUCCCUGGUGACCCAUAUGUGGAGAUAUCAAUUGGUGAUACUGUGCAACAACAGGGUCAAGAAGCUAGCUCAUCAGGUAGCAGGGGCAAUAUCACAGCAGGGGUGGCUGUGACACCUAUACUGGAGAUGGAUUUGCCUCAAAUUGUAUCUGUCAUUCAGUCAUGCUCACAGGGUAUUAACAAAGUGGUAGAGUCUUUGCAACAUAAGUUCCCUGCUAUCCCAAAGUCCCAAUUAAGAAAUAAAGUGCGUGAGAUAUCAGAUUUCACAGAAAACCGUUGGCAGGUCAAGAAAGAUAUUCUGGACAAGCUGGGAUUAUCAAUUUCACCUGAGAAAGGCAGUGGGAGAACAAAGAGUAUUGCCACUUUCUUCUCAAAAAGGUGCUUGCCCCCUGCUGGCAAAUCUCUCAACCACAAUGAAACCUCUCCACAGCCAUCCCAGAAACCUGCCUCAGUUGUCCAACAACCACAGGAUUAUGUUUGCAAUCGUCAGUAGCCUCUUCCUGUCUUUAGUCCUCUCUUUGGCUUUCAUGUUACCACCCUUUUUGGGCCUGCAUUUCAUAUGGCAUGUAAGUACAGCUCUCUCUAUGCAAACUUAGUGUGGUGGUAGCCAAAGUUUUGUUCCAGAAGAUGGAGUUGUAAGUUUGUUUUUAUCUGACUUCAUUUGAGGAUAUCUUUGAAGAAUAGGGCUGACUUUCAGCAAAGUUAUUAACUUGUGUUGUCUAUUGCACGUGAAAGUAGUAACAUGUUUUGCAUACCAUGAAAUUUGAGGCACUUCACAAAUUUUGUUGACUGAUACAGGCAUUGUUUUUUCUUACGAGUGUCUGGGAAAG
Messenger RNA from Ilex paraguariensis (yerba mate), 3163 nucleotides. Lineage: Eukaryota; Viridiplantae; Streptophyta; Magnoliopsida; Aquifoliales; Aquifoliaceae. The record is from the annotation of a GenBank genome assembly.